Racocetra persica is the source of this 1167-nucleotide messenger RNA. The record is from the annotation of a GenBank genome assembly. Lineage: Eukaryota; Fungi; Glomeromycota; Glomeromycetes; Diversisporales; Gigasporaceae.
GCCAGCCAACCAGAAUUUUGGUAUAUCGAUAUAGCAUUCGUUAAAGUCGGUUAUGCUGGAUCUAAUUUUCCACAGCAUGUAUUCCCUUCCGUUGUUGGACGACCUAUUCUUCGUGCAGAGGAAAAGGUUGGAAACUUGGAGGUCAAAAAUAUUAUGGUUGGUGAUGAAGCUGCUGAACUUCGUUCGAUGCUUCAAAUGUCAUAUCCAAUGGAAAAUGGUAUCAUAAAGAUAUGGGAGGACAUGAAACACUUAUGGGAUUAUACCUUCAAUGAAAAAUUAAAAGUUAAUCCUAAGGAUUGUAAAAUUUUAUUGACCGAACCGCCAAUGAAUCCAACAAGUAAUAGGCAGGAAAUGGUACGAUUAAUGUUUGAAGAGUAUGGGUUCCAAGGAGUUUAUGUUUCUAUUCAGGCCGUAUUAACGCUUUAUGCCCAAGGUCUUCUUACCGGGGUAGUUGUCGACUCUGGUGAUGGUGUAACUCAUAUUGUUCCCAUUUUCGACGGUUAUGCACUCCCACAUCAAACACGUCGAUUAGAUGUUGCUGGACGAGAUGUGACGCGUUAUCUUAUAAAAUUGCUUUUACUGAGAGGUUACGCUUUUAAUCGAACAGCAGAUUUUGAGACUGUAAGACAAAUUAAGGAAAAGCUUUGUUAUGUAAGUUAUGAUAUUCCAUUGGACCAAAAAUUGGCAAACGAAACUACAGUACUCGUCGAGAAUUAUACGUUGCCUGAUGGUCGUGUUAUCAAAGUGGGCUCUGAGCGAUUUGAGGCACCUGAAUGCAUGUUCCAGCCGCAUUUAAUUGAUGUGGAAAAACCCGGUGUUGCGGAAAUGCUUUUCGAAACCAUCCAAGAUGCUGCAGUUGAUAUUCGUCCAGAAUUAUAUCGACAUAUCGUCUUAUCAGGUGGCUCAUCGAUGUAUCCUGGGCUGCCGAGCCGCCUAGAAAAAGAACUUAAGCAAUUAUAUCUAAAAAGGGUUGCACAGGGCGAUCUUUCAAGAUUAAAGAAAUUAAAAAUCCGAAUUGAAGAUCCACCAAGGCGUAAGCAUAUGGUAUUUCUUGGCGGUGCAGUUUUAGCUAAUAUAAUGAAGGAUAAACAGUCUUGGUGGGUUACUAAACAAGAAUGGGAGGAAGAAGGUGUAAAAUGUCUGGAAAAACUAGGAACUCACGGAUCA